CUAAGUGAUCUGGUAGCCCUUGUUCGAGGAAAGCUGUCGAGGAUGCAGCGAACAGUGUUAUCAGCUCUCAUUGUGAUUGAAGUCCAUGCCAAGGAUGUCGCUGCUAAGCUGAUUGAGGAGAAUGUGAUGAGUGAGAAUGAUUUUGAGUGGAUCUCUCAGCUCAGAUACUACUGGACAAGGAAUGAUCUGUACAUCCGAGCAGUGAAUGCUGAAUUCAUCUAUGGCUAUGAAUAUUUGGGAAACAGUGGACGCCUGGUCAUCACACCCCUCACUGACAGGUGCUACUUGACACUUACUGGAGCUCUGCAUCUAAAAUUUGGAGGAGCACCUGCAGGACCUGCUGGAACAGGCAAAACUGAAACAACUAAAGAUCUGGGGAAAGCUCUAGCCAUACAGACAGUAGUGUUCAACUGCUCCGACCAGCUUGACUUCAUGGCUAUGGGAAAAUUCCUGAAGGGACUAGCCAGCUCCGGCGCGUGGGCUUGCUUUGAUGAGUUUAACCGCAUUGACGUUGAGGUGUUGUCCGUAGUGGCUCAACAGAUCACAACCAUUCAGAAGGCCCAGCAGCAAAGGGUGGACCGCUUCAUGUUUGAAGGAACUGAGAUCCCACUGGUCCCAUCCUGUGCAGUCUUCAUCACCAUGAACCCUGGAUAUGCUGGACGCACUGAAUUACCAGAUAACUUAAAGGCUCUCUUCCGUCCUGUGGCUAUGAUGGUUCCAGAUUACUCCAUGAUUGCAGAGAUUUCUCUCUACUCCUUUGGGUUCAAUGACGCCAAGGUCCUAGCAAAGAAGAUCACCACUACGUUCAAACUGUCAUCGGAACAGCUCAGCAGCCAGGACCAUUAUGACUUUGGAAUGAGAGCUGUGAAGACUGUGAUCUCAGCUGCUGGCAACUUAAAGAGAGAGAAUCCUACCAUGAAUGAAGAGCUGAUCUGCCUUAGGGCCAUCCGGGAUGUCAAUGUACCCAAGUUCCUCCAGGAUGACCUCAAGCUGUUCAAUGGUAUUGUCUCUGACUUGUUUCCCAAGAUCAAAGAGGAGCCUAUUGAAUAUGGCAUCCUAGAAGAAGCAAUCCACAAAUCCUGCAUCAAAGACAACCUGAAGGAUGUUGAAGGUUUUGUGACAAAGUGCAUCCAGCUGUAUGAAACCACUGUGGUGCGCCAUGGCCUCAUGCUGGUGGGGCCAGCAGGCUCGGGGAAAACAAAGUGUUACAGAGUUCUGGCAGCUGCAAUGACCUCUCUGAAAGGUCAGCCUUCGGUCAGUGGUGGGAAUUAUGAAGCAGUCAACUACUUUAUACUGAAUCCGAAAUCCAUCACAAUGGGCCAGCUUUAUGGAGAGUUUGACUUGCUAACGCAUGAAUGGACGGAUGGGAUUCUUUCAUCACUCAUUCGGGUGGGAGCAAUCGCCAGUGAUACAAAUAAGAAAUGGUAUGUGUUUGAUGGGCCAGUCGAUGCGGUCUGGAUUGAGAAUAUGAACACCGUGCUGGAUGAUAAUAAGAAGCUGUGUCUUAGCUCUGGAGAAAUCAUUAAGCUAACAGAGAUGAUGACCAUGAUGUUUGAAGUACAGGACCUGGCUGUUGCCUCCCCCGCCACAGUAUCCCGGUGCGGCAUGGUUUACCUGGAGCCCAGCCUCUUGGGGCUCAAGCCCUUCACUUGGUGCUGGCUGAGGAAAAUUCCAGACAUCAUGAAGCCUUUCUCAGAGCAGUUAGCAUCCCUCUUCAGCAGAUUUCUAGAGGAGUCCAUCAGCUUUGUCCGGAGUUCAGUGAAAGAGAUAAUUGCCUCAACAGACAGUAACCUGACGAUGAGCCUUCUCAAACUACUGGAGUGCUUCUUUGAACCUUUCAUUCCCAUUGAGGGAAUUAGGAAGGUUCCCCGUGAGAAGGCUGACCGACUUGGAGAACUGAUUGAACCCUGGUUCAUGUUCUCCUUGAUCUGGAGUGUGGGUGCAACUGGAGAUGCCCAAAGCCGCGUGGCCUUCAGCAUGUGGUUGAGAGAGAAGAUGGCAAGUGAACAGAUCCAGUUACUUUUCCCAGAGGUGGGGCUGGUUUAUGAUUAUAAACUGGAUGAUGCUGGGCUCAGCAAUCCUGAGGAAGAUAUAGAUGAAGAUGUUGUCAAGGAGGUGGGCUGGGUGAAUUGGAUGGAUUACACUGCACAGUUCACCAUAGUUCCUGACACAAGCUUCUGUGACAUUAUAAUCCCCACAAUGAAUACUGUCCAGAUGGCCCACCUGCUGGAAAUGCUGCUCACCAAUCGAAAACCAGUUCUCUGUGUUGGUCCAACUGGCACUGGGAAGACUCUCACGAUUUCAGACAAGCUUUUGAAGAACUUGCCUCUAGAAUACAUCACCCACUUUCUAACAUUUUCUGCUCGCACCUCAGCCAAUCAAACCCAGGACCUCAUUGACAGCAAACUGGAUAAAAGGAGAAAGGGGGUGUUUGGUCCUCCUCUUGGCAAGUACUUCAUAUUUUUCAUUGAUGACCUAAAUAUGCCGGCACUGGAAACCUAUGGUGCUCAGCCACCCAUUGAGCUGCUUCGGCAGUGGAUGGACCACCAGGGCUGGUACGACAGGAAACAGAUUGGUAUCUUUAAGAAUCUGGUGGAUAUUAACUUCGUCUGUGCCAUGGGCCCCCCAGGCGGAGGAAGGAAUGCCAUCACGGCACGCCUCACCCGUCAUUUCAACUAUCUUUCCUUUACGGAGAUGGAGGACAGCAGCAAGAAGAAAAUCUUUUCCACCAUUCUUGGCAGCUGGAUGGCUGGACUCCUUGGAGAAAGAAGUUUCAGAGAUCCAGUCCCUGGAGCCCCUGGAGUCGAACACUUGAAUGAGCCCCUUGUCGAUGCCACCAUUCGUGUGUAUUCAACCAUCACGUCCCAACUGUUGCCUACUCCAGCAAAGUCACACUAUACCUUUAAUCUGAGGGACCUCUCCAAAGUUUUCCAGGGGAUGCUCAUGGCUGAAGCCUGCAAAAUGGAGGACAAACUGCACCUGCUCAGGCUCUGGUAUCAUGAGAGUUGCCGUGUGUUCCGCGACCGCCUGGUUAAUGAUGAGGACCGCAACUGGUUUGAUGAUCUGAUGAAGAGCAUGAUGGCAGAGUGGGACACCACCUUUGAGGAGGUUAUCCCCUACCAGCCAGUUCUCUUUGGGGAUUUCAUGAUGCCUGGUGCUGAUGUCAAAAUAUAUGAACUAAUUGAUGACCAGGAAAAGCUUAUGCGUGUGAUUGAGGAGUACAUGGAGGAGUACAAUCAGAUCAACACCACCAAGAUGAAGCUGGUGCUCUUUAUGGAUGCUAUGCAGCACAUCUGCCGGAUCAGCCGGAUCCUGCGCCAGGCACUGGGGAAUGCUCUCCUCCUGGGCGUUGGAGGAAGCGGAAGGGAGUCUCUCACCAGGCUGGCAUCUCACAUGGCUGAUUAUGAAUGUUUCCAGAUUGAACUUUCCAAAAACUAUGGGAUGGCAGAGUGGCGAGAAGAUGUCAAGAAAAUCAUGCUGAAGGCUGGCCUGCAGAGACUGCCCAUUACCUUUCUAUUCACGGACUCACAGAUUAAAAGCGAAUCUUUCCUGGAGGAUAUCAACAAUGUGUUGAACUCCGGAGACAUUCCCAAUCUGUAUGCCCCGGAUGAGCAAGAUCAGAUCAUGACUACUAUGAAGCCCAUCGUUCAGGACCUAGGGCAGCAGCCCACCAAGGCCAACCUGAUGGCAGCAUACACAGGACUAGUUCGCAGUAAUAUCCAUAUGGUCCUUUGCAUGAGCCCUAUUGGAGAGGUCUUCCGUGCACGGCUGAGACAGUUCCCCUCUCUAGUGAACUGCUGUACUAUUGACUGGUUUAAUGAGUGGCCUGCAGAAGCCCUGCAGUGCGUUGCAUCUUCCUUUUUGCAAGAGAUCCCAGACCUUGAAGCCACCUCUGAAGUUAUAGAUGGAAUGAUUCAGGUGUGUGUAGCGAUCCACCAGAGCGUAGCAGUGAAGUGCAAAGUGUACCUGGCCGAGUUGGCCAGACACAAUUAUGUCACUCCCAAGAGCUACCUGGAGCUCCUUGGCAUUUUCACAGCCCUGAUCGGGAAAAAGAAACAGGAGCUGAACACAGCAAAGAAGAGGAUGAAGAGUGGCUUGGACAAG
Terrapene triunguis (Three-toed box turtle) is the source of this 4104-nucleotide messenger RNA. RefSeq names its product dynein heavy chain 1, axonemal-like. Gene Ontology annotation, cellular component: dynein complex. The annotation marks the transcript as partial. NCBI's taxonomy places the organism in Eukaryota, Metazoa, Chordata, Testudines, Emydidae. Gene Ontology annotation, biological process: microtubule-based movement. The transcript is spliced from 27 exons. The record is from RefSeq and is a predicted model, not a curated record. Gene Ontology annotation, molecular function: ATP binding; dynein light intermediate chain binding; dynein intermediate chain binding.